CAGUUUUACCAAACAGUGGUGUUUGCUCUUUCAUUUCUACAACUUAAAGUUACUGUUAUUAAAUUAUCACCCUUCUUAGCCAUGAAUCCGGGUAGGUUAGGGCUGGCUCCGAUCGUGCAGGAAAAUCCUCUUUGGAUAUCGUGGCACGAUUCCAAUUGGAUACCGGUUUUGAAUCCCGGAAAUGUGAUGGACUACUUUUCGGAAAAAUCUAAUCCAUUUUACGACCGUACGUGUAAUAAUGAGAUUGUACGGAUGCAGCGCCAAAGCUUAGAACUUUUAAACAAUAUGACCGGGGUUGAGUACAUUCUGCUACACGUACAAGAUCCUAUUCUCUAUGUGAUCCGUAAGCAGCAUCGGCAUUCUCCAACGGAAGCUACACCUAUGGCGGACUACUACAUCAUAGCCGGAACUGUGUACCAGGCACCAGAUCUGGCCAGCGUAUUCAAUUCAAGGAUUCUAUCGACCGUACAUCAUUUGCAGACGGCAUUCGAUGAGGCCAGUUCCUACUCUCGCUACCACCCAAGCAAAGGAUACUCAUGGGAUUUUUCCUCUAACAAAGCCAUUGCGGAAAAGACGAAAACACAGACGAAAAAAGAGGCUCCGGUGAAGGAGGAACCGAGCUCCAUCUUUCAGCGUCAACGGGUGGAUAUGUUGCUCGGAGACCUUCUCAGAAAAUUUCCUCUUCCGCUGCCGCAGGUUGCAAACAGUACAGCUGGCGGAACUGGAACCGAUAUCAAUGCAAAUAACAAUCACGGCGGUGCGGGCAGUGAAAACGACCACUCAGCUUCAGAUCACACUAUUAUUAAACAGGAGCCUUCCGAUGGCAGUGGCGGUCGGGGCGGAAACAGCGAUGCUCCCGUAGAGAAGAAAAUGAAAAUGUAGUUUUACACUAAAUGUCAGCGUUUAAAAAAAUAUAUUUAAUGAUUAAAAUCCACUCUCAUUUAUUGAAAACCCAAAGAAAAUAAACUAUUCCAUCGGAGCGUACCUCCUGCAGGAUGUGGAGAUGGCGCAACAUCUGC
Molecule: messenger RNA, 1019 nt
Organism: Anopheles coustani
Lineage: Eukaryota; Metazoa; Arthropoda; Insecta; Diptera; Culicidae
Gene: MED6
Product: mediator of RNA polymerase II transcription subunit 6
Exons: 3
Coding region: 82-882 (266 amino acids)
Biological process (GO): regulation of transcription by RNA polymerase II
Cellular component (GO): core mediator complex; mediator complex
Molecular function (GO): transcription coactivator activity
Source: RefSeq, a predicted model, not a curated record